Molecule: messenger RNA, 483 nt
Organism: Mycotypha africana
Lineage: Eukaryota; Fungi; Mucoromycota; Mucoromycetes; Mucorales; Mycotyphaceae
Exons: 2
Molecular function (GO): ornithine decarboxylase inhibitor activity
Source: RefSeq, a predicted model, not a curated record
GGACCCAAUGAUAUCAUUACCAAAGUGUUUGGUACAGAUAGCUUAUUUGACAAUCAAGUAACAGAAAUAUUAAACAUAAAAUCAACUACCAUUCCUACUUCCACUACCACUGCUGUUUCCUCCAAUCAAAAUACUGCUUUGUUAUUGUCUUGUGAAGCAUUUAUCUAUGAAACUAUUGUAUUUCUUAGUGUACCCUUAUUGAUGAAGGAAAGCAACAAUACUACCACUAGGGGCAGUUAUAAUGUAUUUGAUUGGCCAACUGCCGAUUUCCAGUCAAGUAUUACACACUUGAUUGAGCUGGCUGAGGAAAAGACAGGCUGUAGUGGUUUAGUCGUUUGUAUCGAUAAACGUAAUUACAAAAGCAGCGUUAAUGGCUUGAAUACCAUUUUACGUGCUUUUAUGUAUCUCGGUUUUGAGCUUGUACACCCUUCCAUUUAUCAUCAUGAUCCAACCAAUUUUGUACUUGUAGGAUACGAAUUGUAA